AGAGACGCCCGCGUGCUCGAUUCCGAUUGGCUGCCGGUCAUCGGCCAAUGGAAGUUCACCAUGUGUCUGGGGUGUCUUUUUAGUGUGCUCUCUUGCGGCGCUCGUCAGACCGGGUCGGCAGAUUCUUUUAAUAUCGCGCUCCGCGUGUUUCUGGAAUUCUUCCUUGUUUGAGAUUCAGCCACAAACACGUCAACAUGAAGCAGAUCAUCGUUCUCAUCGCUUGCUUCACCAUCGCAUUUGGAAAGGAUUAUUUCGUCGAGAGGUUCGAAGAUGGAGGCUUGUGAUGCAUGGGAGAGUAGAUGGGUGCAAUCUGAGGCUAAGAGUGAUUAUGGAAAGUUCGUCUUGACAGCAGGGAAGUUCUAUGGCUGUGCAAAAAAAGAUAAGGGCAUCCAGACAUCACAAGAUGCAAGGUUCUAUGCCAUCUCGUCUAAGUUCCCCGAACCUUUCAGCAACAAAGACAAGAACCUUGUGAUCCAGUUCACUGUGAAGCAUGAGCAAGGAAUUGACUGUGGUGGUGGCUACCUCAAAGUCUUUGACUGCUCAGUCAACCAGAAGAAACUUGAUGGGGAUAGUCCCUAUUUGGUCAUGUUCGGACCAGACAUCUGUGGCCCUAUGACAAGGAAGGUGCACGUGAUCUUCUCCUACAAGGGCAAGAAUCUCCUUACAAAGAAGUCCAUUUCCUGCAUGGAUGACAAGUACACCCACCUCUACACUCUUGUUGUGAAGCCAGACAACACAUAUGAGGUGUAUGUUGAUGCAGAGAAGAAAGAAUCAGGUGAGCUUGAGGGAGAUUGGGAUUUCUUGCCACCGAAGAAGAUCAAGGACCCAGAAGCAAAGAAACCAGAAGAUUGGGAUGACCGUCGGACCAUUGAUGAUCCAGAUGACAAGAAGCCUGAUGACUGGGAGAAGCCAGAGCAUAUUCCAGACCCAGAUGCCACAAAGCCUGAAGAUUGGGAUGAUGAAAUGGAUGGAGAAUGGGAGCCUCCCAUGAUUGACAACCCUGAGUACAAGGGAGAGUGGAAGCCAAGGCAGAUUGACAACCCGAACUACAAGGGAGAAUGGAUCCACCCAAUGAUUGAUAACCCUGACUAUUCCCCUGACUCAAAUUUGUACCUGAGGGAAGAGGUCUGUGCACUUGGCCUUGACCUGUGGCAAGUGAAAUCUGGCACCAUCUUUGACAACUUCCUUGUCUCUGACGAUCCCGAAGAGGCUCUUCGUGUUGGCAAGGAGAUGCUGGAGGAGACCAAGAAGGGAGAGAAGGAGAUGCAUGAUGCACAGGAAGAGGAGGAGAAGAAGAAGCGAGAUGCAGAGUCAAAGGCAUCAAAGGAGAAUGAGAAUGAGGAUGAAGAUGAUGAGGAGGAAGAUGAAGCAUUGGAUGAUGAUGCUGCAGACAAGCAUGAUGAAUUGUAGAGAAUGGGAAACAGGACUGAUGGUUUGGGAGUGACUGUUGGCCGGCAGUGAUGUGUGAUAUGCUGUAGGCUUAGAUGUGAGCGUGAGCACUCUUACUUUUUUCUGCUGGUCUCAUGUUAUAAUUCAUCAACACACAUUCAUUCCGUUGUUCCCAUCUCUGUCUUGUGGUAUCCUCCAUCUAGCAGGCAUGCAAAUUUAAAAAAAGAUAUAAUUGCUUUCGGUGAAAAGCUCAAUCUAGAUUCCCCCAGUGAUGAUUCUGAAAUCUGUUGUGUUUGUGGAUUUUCUUUGAACUUCUUGGUGGUCCUCUUUUCAUGCCCCCCAAAAGUGCUGUGAUGUACCAUUUCCUAAGUUAUUUUUUACUCAGAUUUCUUCUCUGGUGGGAAGUCGAGUGAGGAAUACAAACAAAAGGACAUUGUUA
This is a messenger RNA of Darwinula stevensoni, 1828 nucleotides long. NCBI's taxonomy places the organism in Eukaryota, Metazoa, Arthropoda, Ostracoda, Podocopida, Darwinulidae. The record is from the annotation of a GenBank genome assembly.